AUGUACGGGUUCGAUGACCUUACCCAUAAACUUGGCCAAAUUAUAAGAAUAAAUAAUUAUAUAAAAAAAUUAGAAAAUUCAGGAACUUUACAACAUAUUAUACAAGAAUGAUUCCAAUUACUUCAAUAUCAUAUAGCUACUUACCUUAAUAAUGGUAUAUCAGAUCUUAAAGAAUCUAAAACUAGAGCAGGUAGACCUAUAAAAGCAUUAUAUCAAAGAAUAGGUGGAAAAUUUGGAAGAUUAAGAGGAUUCCUUAUGGGUAAAAGAUGUGAUUAUAGUGGAAGAACUGUUAUAGGCGGUGAUGUUAAUCUAGACUUAGAUCAAGUAGGUAUUCCUAUAAGAAUAGCUAAAGAAUUAACUAUACCAGAAAAAGUAACAGAAUAUAAUAUAGAAAAAAUGAAAAUAUUAGUACAGAAUGGACCAAAUAAAUAUCCAGGUGCUACUUCAAUAACUAGACCAGAUAAUAUCUCAUUAGAUCUAAAAUAUAUGAAAGUAUUAGAUAAAAAUAUAGAAAUUGGUUAUAUAGUAGAUAGACACUUACAAGACGAUGAUAUAGUAAUAUUCAAUAGACAACCAACAUUACAUAAAAUGAGUAUGAUGGCUCAUAGAGUAAAAGUAUUACCUUUCAAUACAUUCAAAAUGAAUAUAUGUGCUACUUCUCCUUAUAAUGCAGAUUUCGAUGGUGAUGAAAUGAAUAUACAUGUACCUCAAGAUAUAAAUGCUCAAGCUGAAGCUAAACAUCUAAUGAAUAUAAAAGAUCUUAUAAUAUCAGCUUAGUCAAAUGCUCCUGUUAUAGGUGUUGUACAAGAUGCUUUGUUAGGAGUAUAUCUA
Molecule: messenger RNA, 831 nt
Organism: Alosa alosa (allis shad)
Lineage: Eukaryota; Metazoa; Chordata; Actinopteri; Clupeiformes; Clupeidae
Product: DNA-directed RNA polymerase II subunit rpb1-like
Exons: 1
Biological process (GO): DNA-templated transcription
Cellular component (GO): RNA polymerase II, core complex
Molecular function (GO): DNA binding
Source: RefSeq, a predicted model, not a curated record